Molecule: messenger RNA, 870 nt
Organism: Ilyonectria robusta
Lineage: Eukaryota; Fungi; Ascomycota; Sordariomycetes; Hypocreales; Nectriaceae
Exons: 1
Coding region: 1-870 (289 amino acids)
Biological process (GO): tRNA-type intron splice site recognition and cleavage; tRNA splicing, via endonucleolytic cleavage and ligation
Cellular component (GO): tRNA-intron endonuclease complex
Molecular function (GO): nucleic acid binding; tRNA-intron lyase activity
Source: RefSeq, a predicted model, not a curated record
AUGGCCACAGCACCAGCUCCCGGCCCAGCGCGCAUCUCCAAGAUCGCCGGGCGAUAUCUCGUUUUUGACGCGGACACUGCCGCAUUUCUUCGCCGCAAUGAAAGCGUCAACGGCACCCUCACAGGGACUGCUCCCCAGCAGCCCACACAAAACAUCUUCCUCGGUCUGCCCGUGGAGCUACGCCCAGAGGAGGCUGAGGCGCUCGUGAGGCGGAAGGUGGCCUAUCUCGUAGACGAUGUAGCCGCUCAUCAAUCUGUGCUGCGGAAUCCCGACCCCGACGCGAGGAAGGCCUACCUGGACUCGCUGAAGACGCGGAAGCAGACGGCCCAAAGGGUCUUUGCUGAGCAGAAGGCCAAAAAGGCUGCUGAACUUGCAGAGCGUCAUGGCGUCUCUGCCUCUCGGUCAAAGAAACCGCCUCCCACCAAUGCAGAUGACGAUGCCCUUUUUUCCAGUAAUCCGUCAGAGUUUUCCAGCCGUCAGCAAGACAGUGCAGCCAAAUCUUUCGGCGUCACGCCCACUUCCAGCGGGUCUCUCAUUUCCCGGGAGACGGAACGCAUGUUCGGGGCCGACAAGCCUGAUGAAGGCCCUCUGUGCAGAUUCUUGUUGAGUUCUGGCUACCACAUGACGCCCGGCCUCCGCUUCGGGGCCAAAUACAGUGUCUACCCCGGAGAUCCUCUGAGGUUCCACGCUCACUAUAUGGCAUCGCAGUACGACUGGGACGAGGAGAUUCCCAUCCUGGACAUCGUAGCGGGAGGCAGGCUGGCAACGGCUGUCAAGAAGGCGUUUCUGAUAGGAGGCCAGGAGCCGGGGUCAGAAGCAUCACAGGACGGUCAGGUGCGGACGUUCAGUCUGGAAUGGGCUGCUAUGUAA